Molecule: messenger RNA, 1299 nt
Organism: Microthlaspi erraticum
Lineage: Eukaryota; Viridiplantae; Streptophyta; Magnoliopsida; Brassicales; Brassicaceae
Source: the annotation of a GenBank genome assembly
AUGUGUGAUGCAUCUGACUAUGCAGUAGGAGCAGUGCUUGGCCAAAAGAUAGACAAGAAACUCAAUGUCAUCUACUAUGCAAGCAAGACUAUGGAUGAUGCUCAGUGCAAGUAUGCAACCACAGAGAAGGAGCUCCUUGCCAUAGUCUUUGCCUUUGAGAAAUUUCGAAGCUAUAUAGUUGGGUCCAAGGUGAUUGUGCACACUGACCAUGCUGCCCUUAGGCACAUCUUUGCUAAGAAAGAUACAAAGCCAAGACUUCUCAGAUGGAUCCUUUUGCUUCAAGAGUUUGACAUAGAAGUUGUGGACAAAAAGGGAGUGGAGAAUGGAGUUGCUGAUCAUCUCUCUAGGAUGCGAGUCAGGCUGGAAGAAGUUAAGGCUCUGCGUGAUGAGAAUUUGCCAUGGUAUGCUGAUAUAGUGAACUUCAUGGUGUCCGGAGAAGUCCCUAGUAGCUUUGAUGCUUACAAGAGGAAGAAAUUCUUCAAGGAUGCUAGGCAUUACUAUUGGGAUGAGCCUUACUUGUACAAGAGAGGACCAGACAGCAUUUACAGGAGAUGCAUAGCUGAAGAGGAUGUACAAGGAGUUCUAGAGCAUUGCCAUGGGUCAGCUUAUGGAGGUCACUUUGCUACAUUCAAAACAGCAACUAAGGAAAGGAGGAUCACCAAGAGGGACGAGAUGCCACUAAACCCAAUUCUAGAAGUUGAGAUCUUUGAUGUAUGGGGAAUAGACUUCAUGGGACCUUUCAAGCCUUCUUCAAACGGGCACAACUACAUUCUUGGUUGCUGUGGACUAUGUUUUCUAUCUAAAAAGAAAAGGAGUUAUACCAAAAGAGUGAAGACUGUCCAGACGGCUCUAUCGAGAAUCAGCGCCCAACCGCGCAGUCCGGCUGGCCGAGGAACGAAUGUUCCGCGCUCGGCCAAACGUAUCCGUCCGACUGAAGUCUCGGCCAAAGUCCAAACCACUCGGCCGAUCACGCAUCACGACCCGGGAAACAUUGCCCGCGGUCGGCCAAGCCAAGCGCUCACGCCACACCGCGCACGACCAAAGCGCGCGAGCCGGGAAACAAGCCUCGCGGCCGCGCAACCCAUCUCGCGUACCACGGCCGAUGCAUCCGUCCGAGCCGGGAAGAACGUCCCACGUCCGGCCGAGAAUUUCAUCGGCCAAAUUCAUCCGCUCGACCACGCCGGCCGACCGCGAAUCCGUCCGACCCCGACCGUUCCGACUCGGCCCACGACCCGAUUGUCCGGCCGAUCGUCCCGCACGACCGUCCCAACGCCGCGGUCGACCCGAAGCCCUUUUUGA